Messenger RNA from Balearica regulorum gibbericeps (East African grey crowned-crane), 936 nucleotides. NCBI's taxonomy places the organism in Eukaryota, Metazoa, Chordata, Aves, Gruiformes, Gruidae. The record is from RefSeq and is a predicted model, not a curated record.
UUCAUCAAGCUGCCCUUGCCCGAGGGCCUGCAGGACGGCUUCCCGGAGGUGACCCCCGAGCAAGUCCGGCAGGAGAUCGAGCAUUGCAAGGAGCUUUGUAGUACUCUGGAGCAAGACCAUGCGAAGCUACAAAUGGCCAAGGAAGCUGUAGAGCAAAAGACACAAGAGCUGAGGAAAGAGGGAGAACUUCUUCAUAAAAAUCUUGAGCAACAAAUGUCUUUAAACAGAGACGAAGACGUAUCCUGCCAGGUUGGCUUUUUGUUAGCAAAGGAGAACGACAGACUGAAGCAGGAGAAGCAGGUGCUGAAAAAGAAACUGGAAGAAGCAAGGAAGAGGAUGGUCUGGGAGGAUCCGGCGAUGAUGCUGCCUGCCUUGCCAGAGAAGAAGAUGGUGUUUAAGGGACUUGUGACAACCAAGGAGGACAGGAACAAGCUGACGCUCACGCCAUUGAUCCGCUACCCUCUGCUGGGGGGCUCAGCUCUCAUCACCUUUGAGAAGGCAGAGGUGGCCCAGAGGAUCAUAGAGGCGAAGGAGCACAUGGUGGAGCUGAGCUGCGGGGAGGAGAUGGAGGAGCUCGACCGGUGCAGAAUGCGAGUCCAGGCAGCGCCGGUGGAUAUACUGCUGCCAUCUGACCUGGAGAUCAGGUUGGCUCAGAGCAGUAGGAGUAUCCUCGUGUCUGACCUGCCCAGCCUGGGCAUCCCUGAGGAGAUACUGCUGGACAAGCUGGAGCUCUUCUUCAGCAAGACGAAGAAUGGGGGUGGUGAGGUGGAGAGCAGGGAAUUCCUGGAUGACUCUGGCCAGGUGAUGCUGACCUUCGCACAGGACGGAGUGGCUGAGCCGCUAAUUGAGAAAGGAUACAUCCAGGUGCUUCUCGGGAAAGGAAAAUACACGAUCAAAAUAUCACCGUGCAUGACCGGACACAUCACUAACCUGCAG